AUGGCGGAAGAGGGGAAGAAGGCCGCGGCGGAGGGCGCGACAGCUAGGCGUGUUCAGGGCUAUUCUUGCCGAUCAAGCAGCACGCCCUGCCCGGGUGUUGCCAAUGUCCCUCUCUCUCUCUCUCUCUCUUCCGCAGUGACCGCUGUCCUGAGCCAGACCACCACCAUCGAGGUGCCCGAGAACAGCGCUGUCAAUUUGCCGUGCAAAGCCUUCGGGUCACAAGGGACCGUGACACGCCAGGAAUGGAAGUUCCAGAGAGACGGGACCACCGUGUUGUUCUAUUAUGGCGAUCAAUUUACAGAUGCCUACAAGGACCGGGCCGUCUUCUACCCCAACGAGAUCCACCUCAAGUCGGUGACGCGCAAAGACUCGGGCCUCUACAUCUGCGAGGUCGUGGGCAAGGACUCGAGCGACUUUACUCAGUCGCAAGUUGAUCUCAUCGUCCAAGUCCCGCCCUCGAAGCCCAAGGCGCAGGUCCCUUCGGUGGUGACCAUUGGCACCAAGGCAGUCCUGACCUGCGUGGAGACGGACGCCAACCCGCGGCCCGUCUACAAGUGGUACCGCGACAACGUGGAGGUGCCCGCCGACCCCAAGACCAGCUCCUUGUUCCGGAACUCCUCCUACUCGCUGGACGACAAGACCGGAGUCUUGGCAUUCGAGCCCGCCAUGGCCUUCGAUGCCGGAGAUUAUUACUGCGAGGCCUCCAACAAAGUCGGGCCGUCCCAGAAGUCAGACGCCGUGCGCAUGGAGACCAGUGAGGUCAACGUGGGCGGCAUUGUGGCCGCGGUGGUGGUCCUCCUCCUCGUCUUGGCGCUGGUCAUCCUCGGCGUCUGGUACGCCUACAGCCGCGGAUACUUCAAAAGAAAAGACGGCUCCAACAAGAAAGUCAUUUACAGCCAGCCUUCCAGCCGCAGCGACGGCGAAUUUAAGCAGACGUCCUCCUUCUUGGUCUGAAGCCCGCCUACGACCCGGAAUCGUCUUCCUGUUGUAAAUCUUCUUUGGACGGAUCUUGUGUAAUUAAGAGUGAUUUUUAAAACUUUUUUAAAAAGGGAUUGAGCGCAAUGCUUUCCAGACUUUCCGAGAAAUGCCUUCAAUCCGAUGAAUCUGGAGCCGAUCCGAUGUGCCGGGAAGCGCUCCCCCCGUUCGUUCCCUGAGGCUGCCGCGAUGCCGCAUUGCCACCGGGCAGCUCUGCCUUGCGUGCCUUUAUAAAUACACACAUUAUUAUUAUUAUUAUUAUGGUUUGUAAUUUUAUAUGCUGGACCAGAAAAUAAAGGUUGAGUCUCCUGGGGCCUCCGACCCUG
Molecule: messenger RNA, 1301 nt
Organism: Anolis sagrei ordinatus
Lineage: Eukaryota; Metazoa; Chordata; Lepidosauria; Squamata; Anolidae
Source: RefSeq, a predicted model, not a curated record